Molecule: messenger RNA, 2175 nt
Organism: Eubalaena glacialis (North Atlantic right whale)
Lineage: Eukaryota; Metazoa; Chordata; Mammalia; Artiodactyla; Balaenidae
Gene: NIBAN3
Product: niban apoptosis regulator 3
Exons: 14
Coding region: 1-1902 (633 amino acids)
Source: RefSeq, a predicted model, not a curated record
AUGGAAUUGGAACAUGUCUUCUGGGGCAACUUUGGGGUGCGGAUAGGAAACCGUAAGUGGCUUCUCUGCCUGUUCUGCCCCCACCUCCGGCAGGUUGGGGGGGACCUGAUUCAGCCACGUCACCAUCUUCUUGUCCCUGCAGGCCAGGUAGACACCUUGCUGAGGAACUUCCUGCCCUGCUACCGCGGGCAGCUGGCAGCCUCGGUCCUGUGGCAGAUCUCCCGAGAGCUGGGCCCCCAGGAGCCAGCCGGAUGCCAGCUGCUGCACAGCAAAAAGCUGCCCCGAGUCCGGGAGCACCGAGGGCCCCUGACCCAGCUGCAGGGCCACCCACCUCAGUGGCAGCCAGUCUUCUGUGUCCUGCGUGGGGAUGGCCGCCUGGAGUGGUUCAGUCACAGGGAGGAAUAUGAAAAUGGGGACCGUCCCCUGGGCUCCAUGGUCCUGACAGGGUACACAGUCCUGACUUCCCAGAGUGAAUAUCUCCACCUGUUGGACACUCUCUGCCCAGAAUCCUCAAGACACCAUACACAGGAAGAGCCUGACCCCCUGUUGGAAAUGCCUGUUAGUUUCCCCCUGUUCCUGCAGCACCCCUUCCGCCGGCACCUCUGUUUCUCUGCAGCCACAGCGGAGGCGCAGCGUGCCUGGAGGCUAGCCCUGCAGGGCGGCAUCCGGCUUCGAGGCACAGUCCUGCAGCGAAGUCAAGCCCCAGCCGCCCGUGCCUUCCUAGACGCCAUACGGCUCUACCGGCAGCAGCAAGGCCACUUUGGCAACGACGACGUGACCCUAGGCUCGGACGCCGAGGUGCUGACUGCGGUACUGAUGCGGGAGCUGCUGCCUGCGCUGCGAGCCCAGACCCUGCCCGGCCUGAGGGGGGCCGGCCGCGCCCGGGCCUGGGCGUGGGCCAAGCUACUGGACGCCGUCCACGCUGCAGUCCUGGCCGGGGCCUCCACUGGGCUCCGCGCCUUCCAGCCCGAAAAGGAGGAGUUGCUCGCCGUCCUGGAGAAGACUAUCCGCCCAGACGUAGAUCAGAUGCUGAAGUUGCGGGAGCGCGUGUUAGGGAGGCUGCAGGCCAACGUCCAGGGUCCCCUCGAGUCGUGCCUGCGCAGGAAGGUGGAUGCGCAGCUGCCCCGGGUCACGCAGGCGCUGCUGAGCACCGUGGAAGCCGAACUCGCAGCGGUGCAGACCCUCCUAACCCAGGGCAUGGACCGCCUGUCCCACCACCUGCGUGGGAGCCCCUCCAGCACCCGGCUGCGGAAGGAGGUUUACUCAUUUGGGGAGAUGCCAUGGGACCCAGAGCUGAUGCAGACCUGCUACCGAGAGGCGGAGCGGAGCCGGGGGCGCCUGGGGCAGCUGGCAGCACCAUUUGGCUUCUUUGGAACACAGAGCCUGGUGUUUGGGGCCCAGGAUCUCGCACAGCAGCUCAUGGCUGACGCCGUGGCCACCUUCCUGCAGCUGGCCGACCAGUGUCUGACCACGGCUCUGGACUGUGACCAGGCUGCCCAGCAGCUGGAGAAAGUCAGGGGGCGCGUGCUGAAGAAAUUCCAGUCGGAUAGUGGCUCAGCGCGAAGGAGAUUCAUCCAUGCCUGGCUGCUCUGCAUCUUCUUGCCCUUUGUGUUGAGCCAGCUGGAGCUGAGCUGCAAAGCGGAGCUGCCUGAGUUCGAAGGGGACGUCCUUGCUGUGGGCAGCCCUGCUCUGACCAUUGAGGGUAUUUAUGAGGAUGUCAUCCGGGGGGUCCUGCUGCAGAGGAUCAAUCGAGAAUUGAAAAAAGCCCUUGGUGCCAGCAACAUGUCCUGCACUCUGGAUGGCUGCUCGGAGCUUCCAUGGGACCAGGCAGAAACAGAUGUGGAAACUGAGGCUCAGAGAGGCACUUGCUCCAGGCAACCAGGCUCCAGCACCGAGGUCUAGCCACUCUGCCCACUGCCUCCUCCAGGGACAUUCCAGAGCUGAAGCUUUGCCCACAUUCAUCGUCAUUCUCAAUGGAUAAAUGUCUAGUGGAAUUUCUGAGUCAAAGCAUAUGUACCAGUUCAAGGCUUGUAUAAUCCCCACACCUCUGCCUUACUCCUCUCCAGAAAGGCUAUGCCUUUUAACACUCUCACCAGCAGCAUUUGUACAUAUUCUCUUUUCCAAACACUAGGACUUUUCAUAAAAGGAAAAACUGCCAGUUUGAUAGACACACAC